This is a messenger RNA of Thlaspi arvense, 1052 nucleotides long. The record is from the annotation of a GenBank genome assembly. Lineage: Eukaryota; Viridiplantae; Streptophyta; Magnoliopsida; Brassicales; Brassicaceae.
UUUGUAUCCAGUUAUCUAUAAAUGAAUAUAAAUCUAUAUAUCAAAAUAAUUAAAUGUAAAUAUGUAAUUAUUUAUAACUAAUAAUAAUAAUGAUCAAAAAUUAUCAAAACUAUAUGUCUAGGGCUACCAUCUCCGCCGCUGGUGCCGAUAUCACAAAGUUUGGAGAUUCGACGGAGUUAUCUCCGCCGCGGAAGACAGAUCCGUUGGCGGAGUUGGAGGUGAAAACAGGGGCCCCACCAGUUUUCCGCACAAGAGAUCGGGAGGAUCCGGAGUAUUGGAGACAGCGAGAGAAGUUUCUGGAACAAUAUGAACAGAGCGAGGGUUACGAUAUUGAAUUGGACAAAUUUGACUACGAUUACGCUCCCAUCAAAUUCGAAUGGGGAGAAACAUUCGAUGUUGAGCGUAGCAAGGACGAGUUAAUGAAGCUGCUCAUAAAGACAGCAAUCGACGAAGAAAACGAAGAAUGUGAAACGCAACUUGAGUUUGUCAAGUAUGUGAGCGCAAAUGUACUAGGCGUACAAGGUUAUUGUUUUUAUAUAACGUUUUGGGCCAAAGAUGUUUCCUCGCCAGAUCCAGAGCCAAAACUUUACCAAGCCAAGAUGUGGAAGUAUCGUCAUGAGAUCGAGGUUAUCCAAUUCAGGCUAAGGCCAACACAAGAACGAUUUGGAUCUAUUCUCACACUAGACAUCCUCGUAGUUUAUAAAUUUCUUCAUCUCGAGGAUCAAACACAGACGCGAGAGCCAAGGCUCUGUACUGUACAAAUACCUACAGGAGAAAGCCAGGUUUUGAUGUGGGAACCACAUUUUGAUCCGCAUCAGAGCAAAGAGGAGCUGCUCAGGCUGCUUACACAGACAGAAAAUGGAACCGAGGUUGAGUUUGUGGAGCAUGUGAAAGCCAAUGCAAGGCCAUGUGCGGGGAUGAUGUAUUUUAUAACAUUUCGGGCAAAAGAUGUUUCGUCGCAAGAUCCAGAGCCUAAACUCUACCAAGCACAGGUGCAAAAAUUCUGUGAUGAGAUUUCGGUCCAUCUGAUGAGGCUAAGGCCGACGCAAGAC